This is a messenger RNA of Helianthus annuus (common sunflower), 1693 nucleotides long. Its product is annotated as berberine bridge enzyme-like 21. Gene Ontology annotation, molecular function: FAD binding; oxidoreductase activity. The transcript has a single exon. Bases 10 to 1587 code for a protein of 525 amino acids. NCBI's taxonomy places the organism in Eukaryota, Viridiplantae, Streptophyta, Magnoliopsida, Asterales, Asteraceae. The record is from RefSeq and is a predicted model, not a curated record.
AACAAUAUCAUGUAUUCAAACAAUAAAAUUUACCAAACCUUCCUCCAAUACCUCCAUCAAGUAUCACCGGAACCCGACCCGGAAGUUUCCUCCGUUGUCCACAGCCCUAACUUCAACUCCACCACCUACACCACCAUCCUCCGGUCUAACAUCCGAAACCGCCGCUUCAACACCGCAUCUACACCUAAACCAACACUCAUUAUCACCCCAACCAAAGAAUCCCACGUCCAAGCCGCGGUCCUGUGCGCGAAAAACCUCGGCAUUCAGCUCUUGACGCGCAGCGGCGGACAUGACUACAACGGAAGAUCAUACGUUUCCCAUGAGAAAAGAUUCAUCUUACUCGACAUGUUUAAUUUACAUAACGUGUCUGUAGAUAUCGCCACAGAAACCGCGGUUGUCCAAACCGGAGCUCAGCUCGGCGAGCUUUAUUACCGGAUAUGGGAAAAGAGCAAGGUGCAUGGCUUCCCAGCUGGAGUGUGUCCAACAGUUGGUGUUGGUGGACAUGUAAGUGGUGGUGGUUAUGGCACCAUGAUUCGAAAAUACGGGUUGUCAGUUGAUCAUGUGGUGGAUGCGCGUAUAGUCGAUGCUAACGGUCGUGUUCUGGACCGUGAGUCAAUGGGUGAGGAUCUUUUUUGGGCCGUUCGCGGCGGUGGAGGAGCUAGUUUCGGUGUAGUUUUAUCCUACACUGUUAAACUAGUUCCAGUACCCAAGAUUCAUACAGUAUUCUUGGUAAGUAGAACCAUAGCCGAAAAUGCCAUUGAUCUUGUUUAUAAAUGGCAGACGGCUGCACCAACCAUAGAUAGAGAUUUAUUUAUCAGAGUAAUGUUAAUGCCGAAGGUGUUGAACAACAAGAAAACCGUCCAGGCUUCGUUUAUAGCACAUUUCUUGGGCGAUUCUGAAAGAUUAUUAAAACUAAUGAACGAAAGCUUCCCGGAAUUACAAGUUAAAAAAGAAGAUUGUUUGGAAGUAAAUUGGGUUGAAUCUGUAUUCUUCUGGGCAAAUCUUGAUUACAAGUCUCCAGCGGCGGUCCUUCUGGACCGCCACUCGGACACUGUAAACUUUUUAAUACGAAAGUCUGAUUAUGUGCAAACGCCUAUAUCUAGACUCGGGUGGGAGUCUAUAUUCAACAAGUUGUACGAGUUAGGUAAAUGUGGUUUUUACUUAAACCCUUAUGGUGGAAUAAUGGAGGAAAUUCCAGCGGAUGCAACUCCGUGUCCUCAUCGUGCUGGAAACUUGUUUAAGAUCCAGUACUCGAUGAACUGGACCGAAGAUGAUCCGGAACUGGAUGGAAAGUAUUUGAAUGAGACUCGAGUUUUGUUUGAGUUCAUGACUAAGUUUGUGUCCAAGAAUCCAAGAGGUGCGUUUUUGAAUUAUAGAGAUUUGGAUAUUGGAGUGAUGGUGGGAACCGGUGAGAGUGGUUACCACUCUGGUAGGGUGUAUGGUGAGAAGUAUUUUAAGGAGAAUUUUGAUAGAUUGGUGAAGGUGAAGACAGCGGUUGAUCCAGACAAUUUUUUUAGAACUGAACAGAGUAUCCCACCACUUCCUAGAGUGAAAACGCCAGAACAAUUUCUGUUUAGUAGAAUUUAGUUUAUAUCAUUAUCAUUGUGCAUUUAUUUUAUAUGAAGUUUUGAAUAAAAUUAAGGUGAUUGUUUUUUAUUGUAAUAAAAUUUGAAUAUACUACAAUUUUAGGAAA